AUGAAAUUUUAUUUAUCUUUAGUAUUAUUAUUAUCUGUUUUGUCAUUUUCCUAUUCUAAACCAUCAGACUUGGGUAAAGUCUAUGCUAUUUGGCAUUGCGGUAUCGAUGGUUGCAUGUGGAAUACACCAAUCAACAACUCCUAUGUCGAUUGGAUUGUCAAUCGUGGAGAUGGUAUCCCAACCAAUAACUUGUUUAUCUUCUCCUUCUUGAACCCAGUAAACAUUCUCCAACAAGGAAUACAAGCAGUUCCAGCCGGUAUGAGUAAAUCACUCAUUCAAUAUCUCCAAUCUCAAGGUCUAUCUGUUAUGUUCUCCAUUGGUGGUGCAGGUAUUGUAUUAAAUUCCUGGAGUUCUGAAUGGGAUCAAGCUUUAACUAAAGAUCCAACUACUCUUGGUAAGAAUGCUGCUGCCAUCGCCCAAGAAUUUGGUGUUGGAAUUGAAAUCGACUACGAGAGUGAAGCCAAUACACCAAAGUUGGAUGCUUUUGUCAAGGCAUACCGUUCUGUCAUUCCAUUUGACAACUCCUCGAGUGCCACCGAUAGCUCUUUGCUAACUGUAGAUACUGGUGCUGGAACCGGAUACUUAACCUCUGUUUCUCUCUGGGCAAGCAAGUGGUUGGAAGCCAACGAAAUCAACUGGAUCAACGCUAUGGUUACUGGAGGACCAUACGGAUCUCUCUCUGAGGCAACUCAAUAUUGGAAUGAACAUUUAUAUGGUACCAACUGGGCAAGCAUUCCACCAAUGAGACCAGAACAUUUAGUUGUCAGUCUUUACAGUUGUGAUGGUUCACCAAAUUGUAAUUCAUACCAAGGUACUGUUUUGCAAGCUGCCGUCGGUUGGGUCAACAAUGCUACCACCAGAGGUAUUUCCUUCUGGGUAGGUGGAUGUGUUGGUGGUUUGAACAAUAACUGUUGCAAUGAUUGCACUGGUCUUGAACAAGGAUCAAAGAACUAUUUGUCAUAA
Molecule: messenger RNA, 963 nt
Organism: Heterostelium album PN500
Lineage: Eukaryota; Evosea; Eumycetozoa; Acytosteliales; Acytosteliaceae
Exons: 3
Coding region: 1-963 (320 amino acids)
Source: RefSeq, a predicted model, not a curated record